CGCAAAGCAAUUUGCUUAGCUCCUCAGAGAGAGCUCUGUAGUGUAGUACUCUACUAGUAGGGUUUCUCUUUCUCUCAGAGCCAGCCAGCACGCAGCCUCCUUUCUUUCUUGCUACCAUUUCCUCUCUCAAUUCAAUUCAGGUUCUGAUUUUGGCCGUUUCAAGAAAAAUCGGAAAAUAUUAACAAGCAAGAGCGGCUUGUUGGAAGAACCCAAAGAAGGGGAAAAAAUCUGGUCAUAUCCGACCUGAAUUCCACGGAGGGAGAUGGGGAAAGAGGACAGGUUUAGUAAUUACUACAGCAACAAUUGUUAUAGUUCAUCGUCGUCAGCGGCGGUGGUGAAGACGCGGAGGAGGAGUAAGAUGCCGACGAAGAAGAAGCAGGAGGUGCCUGCAUGGCUGUCGGGGCUGAUGGGGGAGAGGUUUUUCGGGAGCUGCGUGGUCCAUGAGGAGCGGAGGAAGAAUGAGAAGAAGGUAUUCUGCUUGCUCUGCUGCCAUGCCAUCUGCCCUCACUGCCUCCCUGCUGAGCACCACACCCACCCUUUCCUCCAGGUGAGGAGAUACGUAUACCAUGAUGUGGUUCGAGUAGGGGAUCUUGAGAAGCUCAUUGACUGCUCCUAUAUUCAGUCGUAUACGAUAAACAGCGCCAAGGUGAUAUUCGUGAGCGAGAGAGCACAGUCGAGGAGUGGGGGGAAGGCCGCCACUGCACACAACACCUGCUUCGCUUGCCACAGAAUGCUUCAGCACCCUUUCCAUUUCUGCUCCCUCUUCUGCAAGGUGAAUCACAUGGUGGAGGAAGGGGAGGAGCUGGGCAGCAUCCUGGUGACGACCGGCGGUACUGUUCGUGGUGGAACUAUGAAUCAAGCAGUUGUAGACGACGACGACGACGAUGAAGUUAAGGCUGCUGCUGGGUCGGAGGAUAUGGCGUUCUCGCGGUUCGAGGAUUUGAGGAUGGACGGUUCUGAGAUCACUGAUGACGACGAGGAAGCUGGUCGUGGCGGCCAAUUAUUCGUCAGCAGCAGCAGUACUACCGCCGCCUCCACAUCCGAUCAGAUGAGCAAGAAGAAGAAGGAGGGCCCAUCUGGGUUCCUGCAAGCUGGGAUCAGUGCUCUCUCCUUCGGCAGCAGGAGGAAGGGUGCUCCUCACAGGGCUCCUCUUUCUUAGUUAAAUAUGUCAUCGGUCGUUUCACUAAACCAAGUCCAGGUGAAUUUAGUUUCAGUAAUUUGAAGCAACCAUAUUUAACAAACAAGCAAAGGAAAAAAAAGAGUGAGAGAGAAGGUGGAGUACAGUAGUAGCAGUAGUAUAUGCAAUAUGUAAUGAAUCUAAAUUCUAAAGGAAUUGUAGUUCAUCAUCUGUAGCUAGCUAAUAUAUAUGUCUAUUACUCCUGCGCAUGCAAGUUGUUUAGUUGGUGCAUUUGGAGCAUUUUCAAUCAAAGAGGGAAGUCUCUUGUCACAUUAGGUGACAAAACACUUAAUUUUGGGCUAUUCACAUCAUAUUUGCGUUGUUCAUGCCAUACUUUUGUCAUUCACGUCUUAUUUGUAUUAUUCACGUAAGAAUGUUGAUUAUUCACGUAACCAAUACUGUUCGGUCACGCCACCUAAUGUUUAUUCACACAUAUUGUUAAUUAUUCACGCCGUUGUAAAAUAAAAUUUUAAACUUUGA
Molecule: messenger RNA, 1657 nt
Organism: Linum trigynum
Lineage: Eukaryota; Viridiplantae; Streptophyta; Magnoliopsida; Malpighiales; Linaceae
Source: the annotation of a GenBank genome assembly